Hymenoscyphus albidus is the source of this 3273-nucleotide messenger RNA. Lineage: Eukaryota; Fungi; Ascomycota; Leotiomycetes; Helotiales; Helotiaceae. The record is from the annotation of a GenBank genome assembly.
AUGCCGCCUAAGUUUGUGUUGUCGUUGGAUCCAACCUCCAAAACUGUCGGCAUGGCGUUUGCGAUUGAAGCACCAGGGGAGGCAGUCCCUCUGAGCCCACAGCAGGUCUAUCUUGCUCUCCAGUCGGCUGGUUCAUCACAACAGCUGCACAUCCAAAGCGGAACGCAACAGCUUCAGGCUUGGGAGACGCAGCGGGGUUACUACACGUUACUGCAGGCAUGUCAACCACCCCUCCCAAAAUUUCGAUCUCAAGCCACGGUCGACAGCUAACUGAUGAUCGUUGUGUAGGCAGUAUAUCUCGACAGGUCUCUCCCGUCGGAAGUGCGAUACCUUGCCAUCAUCCAACUCAAAAAUGGCAUCGACAAGUACUGGCGGAAAACGGCGCCCAAUGCCAUCACGAAGGAGGAGAAGGAGGAGCUUCGAAAACAUUUGAUCGAGGGCGGCAUUGACGAGUCCAACACGAAUUUGGCGCUGCAGAAUGCUCUCGUGGUUGCAAAGGUGGUGCGAAUCGAUUAUCCGCUGGACUGGCCGAAUGUGCUCCCCAAUUUGAUCAAGGUCCUGCGAGAGGCACACCAGACAAAUCAAUUACACCUGCGAAGAGGAAUGUUGAUCUUACUACAAGUGGUGAAGGAGCUGUCCACCGCCAGACUUCGUACCUCACAGACGAGCCUCCAAUCCAUCACGCCGGAAAUUGUCUUUUUGCUCAACGAAAUCUACACGCAGAAGGUCGCAAUAUGGACCGGCUUCCUGAACGGAAAUGGAGAGGACGAGGGAGGCGCGUUGGAGGCAAUGGAGAAUAGUCUGUACUCAAUCAAAGUUCUUCGACGACUUCUCAUUGUUGGUUACGAGUUUCCAAACCACUCCAAGGAUGUUCAGUCAUUCUGGGCCCUUUCACAACACCAAUUUGGUCAAUUUCUGGAUAUGGUAUCUCGAGAUCCGCCGUUCCUAGUUUCCCCUGCAAAGGAGCUGGUUGAGAAGCACUUGGUACAAUUUUCAAAACUCCAUGUCCAAAUGUCAAAUACUCAUCCGGCCGCCUUUGCGCUUCUUCCAAACUCCCUCGACUUGGUCAGAGCUUACUGGGGUUUGGUGGGCAAGUUUGGUGAAUCUUAUGGUUCAGCGACUCAGGACUUCAGUGCGAAAGCCAUCAAUCCGGAUGAGAAUAUGAAAAACCAACGGCCUGUCAUGGAAAAGUUAUGUCUAAAAGGUCUCACAAUGUUGAGAGCCUGUCUGAAAAUGGUAUUUAGCCCGGCCCAAUCAUUCAAAUACAGAAAGCCCGAGGACAAAGCCGAGCAGCAAGAAGGUGUGGCCUUGAUCAAAACACAAUUGCUCACAGAUGAGCUUGUUUCGCAAAUGGCAAAUGUUAUUGUGACUAAUUUCUUCAUAUUCCGGCAAGUCGAUUUUGAGGCAUGGGAGGGAGAUGAGGAUGAGUGGGAAAUUCGUGAAGAGGGUGGGGGCGAUACGUGGGAGUUUGAGGUCCGACCAUGCUCAGAAAAGCUCUUCAUGGAUCUGGUCAUCAACUACAAACAUCUGCUCGUCGAUCCCUUAUUGUCAUUCUUCCAGUCAGUUGCUGGUACCGAUCAAGCCUCAGUAGUGACCAAGGACGCAGUUUAUACCGCUAUGGGUCUUUCUGCACCUGUUGUAUUUCAAAGUUUCGAUUUCGAUGGUUUCUUGACGUCAACUCUUGUCAAUGAUAUACAGCAAGUUGGCCCUGGGUACAAAGUUCUUCGUCGGAGAAUUGCCAUCCUUAUUGGACAAUGGGUCACUAUUAAAAUUUCCGAGACCAACAGACCGCUCAUAUAUCAAAUCUUUCAACAUUUACUAAAGAAGGAGGAUGAGACCAACGAUUAUGUUGUUCGUGUCACUGCCGCUCGACAAUUUAAAGCUGUCGUAGAUGACUUUACUUUCGCGGCUGACAGAUUCCUACCUUACGCCCCCGACUUUCUUGAGCGGAUGAUGGCUCUGACUCAAGAAGUUGAAAACACCGAGACAAAGAUGGCAAUUUUAGAGACGAUCCGAGUUAUCGCAGUACGCCUGGAGAGCAAGAUCGCCCCAUUUGCCGAUCAGAUUGUGUCUAUAUUACCGGGACUUUGGGAGGCUUCGGGCGAUGAGCACCUUCUGAAGCAGGCGAUUCUGACCUUGAUGUCUACAUUGGUUACGUCGAUGAGAGAGCAAGCUCAAAGAUACCAUGCAUUGAUAUUGCCACUCAUUCAAAGAGCCGUGGAGCCUGGCUCUGAGAUGCAGAUUUAUCUGCUGGAAGAAGCACUUGAUCUAUGGGUCACUAUUCUCGCACAGACACCCACUCCUGCAUCUCCAGAUAUACUUUCACUUGCAGAAUGUGCUUUUCCACUGCUUGGGCUUGGUUCAGAUAAUCUUCGAAUUGUUCUCAACAUCAUAGAAUCCUAUAUCCUGCUAGCUCCCGAGGCUAUGCUAAGUGACACGGUUAGACUUAGAAUUGUUUCGUACAUGGUCAACCUACUUGGUGUGAAGAAGAGAGAUCUGGCUGGACUGGUUACUUCAGUUGUUGAGAAUCUCAUUCGUGCUGCCGAAGCCUUGGGAGGUGCAGAUGGAGUCACACUCGUCGCAAAAGACCUUCACGAAUCUGGCUACACGACCAAAAUCCUCGAAGGCCUUCGCGACGCAUGGGAAGCCCACCAAACUUUUGGACCCGAGCGAAAAUACCCCAAACUUGACGAUGUGGUAGAAACAGAUUAUUUUACCAUCCUCGCUCGUUUGGCACUAGCCAGUCCCCCCGUGCUGGUAACCAUUAUGAGCUCCGCCGGAAAUGCAAACGAAGUUUGGUCCUGGCUUAGCUCAGAGUGGUUCCGUCACUUUGACAGCAUGGCCAACAUCGACCGACAAAAACUAUCGUGUCUCGCUCUUACUCGUCUCCUUGAACUUCCUCCGCCUAUGACACCGGUAAUUCUCGAACGCCUACAGGACUACUUCGCCAUGUGGACCUCUGUCGUCUCGGAAAUUCUGGCGGGACGUGAUGAUGCGGGUGAUAAUCUGGUUUGGGGCCCAUCGGAGGGAAAUGAAUAUGAAGGACCGGAAGAUGUAAGAAAGAGACUUCAUGCUGCGAAUGAUCCUGUGCAUACAGUCCAUACGUUUGAUUUUGUCAAGGAGAGACUUGGGCAGGUUGUCAAUGCUUGUGGGGGGGAGAAGGCGUUCCAAGACGGGUUCGCAUGUAAUGUUGAUAAGGACGUUCUGGAGGGAUUCCAAAAGCUGGGGACGCAGACGCAUGUUGACCCCUCCGUGUUCUGGGAUCGGAAUUAG